AUGGAUCCAGAGACGCCAUCAAUCGACAUUCCCAAGAAAGCAGUGCGUGCCCUCAAAGUGCGUCUUCAAGUUGUCAAGAAGCAUUUAGAACCACUUUUAUCCAAGCCCAUCAACGAUGUCUUCAGCAAGCUAUCUGUGAAUCAACGCUAUGAAUUAGAAGUGUUGCUGUCAUAUAGUUUGAACAGUUUAUAUUACAUUUAUUUAAGAACACAAGGGUCAGAUCCUCAAAAACAUGAAGUGGUAAAUGAAUUGCUUCGUGUGCAGCAAUACAUCCAAAAGUUGAAAAAGGCACAAGGAAAAGAAGCUAAGCCAACAAUGCGAGUGGAUAAAGACGCUGCUGCUCGAUUCAUCAAGAACGCCAUCAACGAAGGUGCGAGCGAAAAUGAAAAGGCAACUGCUGACAAAAAGAGAAAAUUGGAGGAAACUGUAUUCAUUUCAUCAGAUGAAGAAGACGAACACUCAGCCAAGAAAGAUGCAUUUAGUAAUCACUCAAAAUCAUCAGAGCCUUCAAAAAAGAAAAAGAAGAACAAGAACCGAAAAGCAUAG
Molecule: messenger RNA, 546 nt
Organism: Mucor velutinosus
Lineage: Eukaryota; Fungi; Mucoromycota; Mucoromycetes; Mucorales; Mucoraceae
Product: Protein kish
Exons: 5
Coding region: 1-546 (181 amino acids)
Biological process (GO): regulation of gene expression; maturation of 5.8S rRNA
Cellular component (GO): exosome (RNase complex); nucleolus
Molecular function (GO): DNA binding; RNA binding
Source: RefSeq, a predicted model, not a curated record